This is a messenger RNA of Nanorana parkeri, 1026 nucleotides long. RefSeq lists its product as uncharacterized. The record is from RefSeq and is a predicted model, not a curated record. Lineage: Eukaryota; Metazoa; Chordata; Amphibia; Anura; Dicroglossidae. The annotation marks the transcript as partial. The transcript is spliced from 4 exons.
AUGGGGACAGACAACUUUGUUGCUGUGGAUAACAAUAAAUACAAGGCUGUAACCAGUGAUCACCAGAGACACUCAGAUCACACCUACAGCUGUACAGCCAGUCUGAUAUUCACCCCGACACUGCCAGAGGACCAGAGGUCAGAGUUCAUGUGCAGAGUGCAUCAUCCCAGUAUGGAGAAGCCAACAGAGAGAAGAAUAGGACCCCUAGAAAUCAUACUGACUCCGCAGGUGAUAGAGCCUGUGAGAUUCUCCCUCAGUGAUUCAGGAGAGGUGAAGUGUUCCCUGACUCUGAAGAGAUUCUACCCUCAGGAUAUUUCCAUCACAUGGAGCAUGGGAGAACCAGAAAACAAGCUGAUGUCUGAUCGCAAACCAGCCAAUUCUGAGGAUGGUGAAACAUUUGAUGUUACAAGUGUGUGCACACUGCCCCGGGAUCUCCGCUUUCCUGUGUAUGUGAUGUGGAAUCAUCAGUCAGUGAGACAACCUCAGAGGACCGUACUGAGGACAUCAGAUCUUCCUUGGCACCCCCAGAUUGAAGAUCUAAAUUCAUCUGACCUAAUGCUCAACACUGAAUCCAAAAUACAAGUAAUUAUUUCUGGAUAUUUCCCUGAUGAUCUGACUGUGACUUGGUUUAAAAACAUGGGGAUGGACAACUUUGUUGCUGUGGAUAACAAAAGAUACAAGAAUAAAAUCAGUGAUCACCAGAGACAGUCAGAUAACACCUACAGCUGUACAGCCAGUCUGAUGUUCACCCCGACACUGACAGAGGACCAGAGGUCAGAGUUCAUGUGCAGAGUGCAGCAUCCCAGUAUGGAGGAGCCCAUAGAGAGAAGUAUAGGACCCCUACAAAUCAUAGUGACUCCGCAGGUGAUAGAGCCUGUGAGAUUCUCCCUCAGUGAUUCAGGAGAGGUGAAGUGUUCCCUGACUCUGAAGAGAUUCUACCCUCAGGAUAUUUCCAUCACAUGGAGCAUGGGAGAAGCAGAAACCGAGCUGACGUCUGAAGGCAAACCAGCCAAUUCUGAGGAUGAU